UCCCUUAGAUUAGGAAAUCUGACGUUUCUAGCACUACUUGUGCACGGACAGAGGAAAAGUGGGUGUACACACUAGUUGUGCUGUGUGGCUCUGUAGUGCCUCAGCUCAGAUGAGCUCACCCAGCCGAUGCGCACAUCGUAGUAUCCUACCAAUGUGAGAAGGCGUAAGGACGGCGAGCAGCAUCCUGUAGUCAGUGGGAAGUGUGGAUGCUUUGGUACAAAGGAAACCGAGUUUCUACUACGCAAAGUAAAUAAAGGGACGCGUAAAGGAUUGCGCGCCAAACUGCCUCAUGUUGGAAAGAUUUAGUGGCUUUGUAGGUUGCCUCCACCGAUGGGAAUCUACUCUUUUGUGGGAGACGGGACUGGACUUCGGGUUGAGCGGUUGAAGAGAAGAAGCGUACUUUAAACACUCUGGUUUUCAUUGCCUUUUUUCUUUUUCUCUUCACAAAAUACCAGGAUUUCGUCCAUCAUACGCUGCCCAGUUCCAGUCAGGCUGCUAAUUUGGAAGGACGCCAGACCUCCAGCCUCUCAUAUCUGCAAGUUCAGUCCAAUAAAUUGUGACAUUGUCUGUCAGCCUUGGAAUUAGAAAUCGAUACUCGAGAAAAGGGACGCAUUGUUUUUCCUUCGGAAUUUUUACGGUCUAGUUCCAGCUAUCCUUAUAAAUAUGCGGUUUGGUUGGAUUAGGGUGGUUUGGUCCAGCUUCACGCUUUUUUAGCUGGAGCAGCGUUGAUAGUGACUGAUUAUUGCUGUUGAAUUUGUCCAUGCAAGACUCGGGGUGGAAACAUGUCUGACCACUUCUUUGAGAGGAUCAUUGCUAUCAGAGAUGGCAUUUUGGUCCAGCACUUCGGUUUUCACCUCUAAAGUGCCCCGGAAAAUCUUAUUCAUGUUCACCCUCUCCCUGUCUGUCACCUACUUGUUCUAUAGCUUGAUGAGCUGCUACAACUCGCUGCAGUUCCCUCUGCAAGAGACCUAUGUGUAUCAGGGGAGGCUGGUGACAGAGGAGACAACUUUUGUGACAUUGAGAGAGAAACUUUAUUCCACUUCCCAGGGCUUUUCUGAAUUCACCGAAUCCGAGAGAACAACCCCGGUAUCCAUCGCGAAAGAACAUGCCGAGGCCGAACAAAGGACAGUGGAGUGGAUUAGGACUCAGCCGUCUCCAACUAAAUCGGCGGCGGCGUAUCAUACCACUGCGCUGGAGAGGGAGCACCAGGAAUUCAGCACCACGGACAGCGAACUCAGGGUGAACUGCACCUCGGAUUACGGAGAGAAGAAACUUCCCCAAGCCAUUAUCAUCGGGGUGAAGAAAGGGGGAACCAGAGCCCUGCUGGAGGCUCUCAGGGUGCACCCGGAUGUCAGAGCAGUUGGAAAUGAGCCACAUUUCUUUGAUAGGAACUACGAAAAGGGGCUUGACUGGUACAGAGACCUGAUGCCUUCAACGCUGGAGGGGCAGAUCACCAUGGAAAAGACACCAAGCUACUUUGUGACUAACCAUGCCCCCAAGCGCAUCCACUCCAUGGCAAGAGACAUCAAGCUUAUUAUUGUCGUGCGUAAUCCUGUCACUAGAGCCAUUUCAGACUAUACACAGACUUUGUCCAAGAAACCCGAUAUCCCCACCUUUGAGGUUCUGGCUUUUAAGAACCGGACGCUGGGUCUUAUAGAUGCCUCGUGGAGUGCGUUGCGUAUAGGAAUAUAUGCGCUUCACCUGGAGAGCUGGAUGCAGUAUUUCCCACUCUCCCAAAUGCACUUUGUCAGUGGAGAGAGGCUCAUUGUGGAUCCUGCUGGUGAGAUGGCCAAAGUGCAGGACUUCUUGGGACUGAAGCGGAUUGUCACAGACAAACACUUUUACUUUAAUAAAACGAAAGGAUUUCCAUGUCUAAAGAAGCCAGAGGACAGCAGCACUCCCAGAUGCCUUGGCAAGUCUAAAGGGAGAACUCACCCUAAAAUUGACCCAGAUGUGAUUCGGCGGCUGCACAAGUUCUACAAGCCCUUUAACAUGAUGUUCUACCAAAUGACUGGUCAGAACUUUGAAUGGGAGCUGGAGGAGGACAGUGAAACUCGUAGCUCUCAGGACUAGCAUGGCACGGCUCAGCCACACCACCAGCCUUCUCACUAAAACUAAUCUUGUCCGGCUUCAUCUUCAGAGAGUGCUUGAGCACGCCAAUCAAUCAUGGCUGUCUUUGCAGUGUCUGUACCCAUUAGCAAGAGUUUACUGACAUGCUUUUUCUUGAUGAUGGCAGAUCAUUAUUGUAUAUACUAAACAUAAAAUAUAUUUAUAUUUGUGUAAAUGAGAUGAUUUAUUCCUUUUGGGUUUAAAGCAUAGAACUGAUAUAAAAAAAAUCAUGUUGACUAUGGCAAUGCAUGCGAUGAGUUAAGUGUCCUUACCUCAUGAGCCCUAAGGGUAAACUCUGCCUGUUUCUUCUCCCUUUACUUUCCUGCAGUUUGUUGCCCUCACGCCCACUCACCAGCAUUCAGUACAAAAAGAUAUUCUAUUUCAGUGGCUAAUGCCAUGAAGCGUUCUGUAUUAUUUCUUUUAAAAGAGUUCUGCUGCUUUAUAAGAGAGGGAGAAAAGAGGACAUGAUAGACAUAGAACUAUAAUCCUUUGACAUGUGCUCAUCUUUUCAGUUGUCUAUAUCUGAGUGGAGACAAUCCUUUUAAGUUUACCAAAGUGUUAAUUUACUCUGUGUCACUGUUAUGGUUGAUCUGCACUCAUUAAUUGCAUACAUAUGAGAGAAGAUGUACAGUGGCCAUCAUUCAAUAAUUGGAUUGUUUCACUGCACAGUUGAACAUUAGCAUACUGACGACCAUGCGCACCAGUGUGGUGCACUAUGAGUAGUUUUGGUAUAGCAUUACAAAUGAAUCUGUUUUCUCUUUGUGCAUCAAACGAGUCUGCAUCUAGGCAGAAGAAAAAAUUGGUGCUGCCAAAGCAUUCCCAAAAAUAACAGUUGACUUUUGUGGUCCUGCUUGCCUUGUGACCCUCCUCUUGUCACAGUAAUACAUGUCAAUGAGGGUGAAGAAAAACAGAGGACCGAGCAGAAGUUUGUUACCAAACAUCUGCUGCUAUGCAGUCUUCUGUCGUUAGAGAUUAAUGGCGUGUUAAAUAAACUGCUGCUGCUGUUGGAACAAUGUCAAUGUCAAAGAGAAUUUGCUGUCAAGGAAAAGCUACAUACAUGCCCAGGUAAAUUACCAAGCCAUUACUGUAUGUGCUUAACUUGAAUGGAAUAACUCAUGCCAGUCAAAUGUGCUGUAACUAGACGUUUUACUAGCAAACACUUAAUCACAUGAUCAGCAGCGCUAACUGAUUGAAUGCUUGUACCAGAUAUUACAGGCUUUUGCUGUGAAAUGUUAAUUUACUCAUACAAUGAAAUAACAACAUGACCCAUCAUCUUUCCUUUAUUAUUUUCUGAUUUUGCAUAAUCUGCUGUGCGUCUGUCUGUUGUCUCUGGACUUUUCAUCAAUUGAGACAAUCAAUACAGCCAAUGAGUCAAUAAAUACAGUCUGCUACACAUCACUGGUUGCUACAGCUAUGAUGCAUUGCUCUGUUAAUCUUCCCUGUUCUCUUGCCAUGGAUGGUUGGAUUGGUUCGCUCUCUGUAGACCUCUCUGUCACCCAGGGGAAGCCAGCACCAGCAGCUACUUACACAGAGCAAUUGAUUCAAUCAAAGUAAGCACUAUACUGCCCUUUGUAGCACCAAGCCUGAACACUUACCUCUGAGUCUCACUAUCCCAGAGUCACAACUUCCACUUUGAGGCUUUUCUGUGCAGCCAUCCCUUGGUGUUUUCUUGACAAUGUCUCUGCACUU
Messenger RNA from Haplochromis burtoni (Burton's mouthbrooder), 3798 nucleotides. It is a transcript of the gene hs3st4, whose product is annotated as heparan sulfate (glucosamine) 3-O-sulfotransferase 4. The transcript is spliced from 2 exons. NCBI's taxonomy places the organism in Eukaryota, Metazoa, Chordata, Actinopteri, Cichliformes, Cichlidae. The record is from RefSeq and is a predicted model, not a curated record. Bases 823 to 2073 code for a protein of 416 amino acids. Gene Ontology annotation, molecular function: [heparan sulfate]-glucosamine 3-sulfotransferase activity.